This is a messenger RNA of Coccinella septempunctata (seven-spotted ladybird), 513 nucleotides long. Its product is annotated as neprilysin-like. Gene Ontology annotation, cellular component: plasma membrane. NCBI's taxonomy places the organism in Eukaryota, Metazoa, Arthropoda, Insecta, Coleoptera, Coccinellidae. The transcript has 2 exons. Gene Ontology annotation, molecular function: metalloendopeptidase activity. Gene Ontology annotation, biological process: protein processing. Bases 40 to 513 code for a protein of 157 amino acids. The record is from RefSeq and is a predicted model, not a curated record.
UUCAGAAGCAGAAGAUACUAGCCUCUAACUACUCAGACAAUGUCAGCUUCAAUAAAGAGAAAAAUGGAGUUAUAUAAACUUUCUACCAAAGUCUUGACGAUAGUAUGCAUAAUUCUCAUGGCCAGUGUCUUAAUUUUCACGAUUAUAACUACGCUUAAACAACCGGUAGAGUAUUGUGAGACAAAUGAAUGUAUUAGAUCUGCUGCUUCAAUGAAAUUCUCUAUGAAUGUCAAAACUGAUCCUUGUCAAGAUUUCUUCAAAUACACAUGUGGAAGAUGGCAGCGGGAAAAUUUUUUACCCCCAAAUUACAAGAAGUAUUCUAAACUUUCACAGAUAACAGAAAGGAUUAAUUCAGCAGCUCAUCAAUUCUUGUCUGAUGAAGAUGCGAAAGAUGAAAUUUCUCCAGUGAAGCAGAGCAGAAUGUUCUAUAGAUCGUGUGUCAAUAGGAGUGAGUUUAUUUUUGUCAUGAUGACAGAUAGGUUUCAAGUUGACUACAUACAGGGUGAUUCAUAA